Culicoides brevitarsis is the source of this 2844-nucleotide messenger RNA. Its product is annotated as facilitated trehalose transporter Tret1-like. Bases 308 to 1927 code for a protein of 539 amino acids. Gene Ontology annotation, biological process: transmembrane transport. Gene Ontology annotation, cellular component: membrane. The record is from RefSeq and is a predicted model, not a curated record. Gene Ontology annotation, molecular function: transmembrane transporter activity. NCBI's taxonomy places the organism in Eukaryota, Metazoa, Arthropoda, Insecta, Diptera, Ceratopogonidae. The transcript is spliced from 6 exons.
GCCAGUGUCAAGUCGAACGCAGUAAAUUUACCGGCGAGACAUAAAAUGACGAAAAAUUAUUAAAGGAAAACGCAAAUAAAUAGGAAUUUUAUUGAAAGCCAUCGAACAAAAAAAACUUUUUCGAAUUAUUGUUCAAGUUUUUAUAGAAAUUUUAUGAACUGAGAAAAAUUAUGAAAAGAGAAGUUUCGUGACAAAAAACUAUUAUUUACUAAAAAAAACUUUUGAUAUUGCCUAUUUGUGUGUUCAGUGACAAAAAAAAGUAUUUGAAUAAAAAAAAAUAUAUAAAAAUAUUUAAAAACGCAAAAAAAUGGGUUUUCACAAUAAAAUCACCACACAAGAUUCUGUGAAAUCGAUAAUAUCGCAUCAAAGUAGCACGGAAUCGAGUGCAUCAUAUACUUGUUGUGGCAUCCGCAUCAUCGGAAAUGACAACAAAGUUAACUCAACAGAAGAAAAUUCAACAGAAGCAACAACGAGGAGCAACAUUUUUCAACAGAUAUUUUUAUAUGUCUUAGCGAUUUCGGCAUUUCUUCCUUGCGGCGCAUCACUUGCAUGGAGCAGUAACUUCCUCUUUAGUCACUGGAAUGACGAACAAUUGUUAAGCACUUCGACGUCAUGGAUGGUCGCUUCCUUACCUUUCAGCGCGGCAGUCGCAUCAUUACUGUCGUUCAAAAUGUGCCACAUUAUCGGAACGCGACGUUUAAUAAUUUUAUCAACUGUGAUUAUGUCGUUGUCAUGGCAGCUGAUCCUCUUACAAAGAUCUUUAAUUCAAUGUGAUUAUUUAUUGUACGCGGCGAGGAUUUUUGGCGGUUUUGGUCUUGGAUCGAUAAUGUUAACGAUCCCGAAGUAUAUGCAGGAUUUACUUCCGUCGAGUCAUAAGAAUUUUAUCUAUAAGUCUUUGCAGUCGGCAGUGAUUUUCGGGGCAAUGAUCGAAUAUGUUGCGAAUGACAUUUACGAAAUUUCCACAAUCCUCAUGAUAAUCUUUCCAAUUUUCGCUGUCCUUGGCUUUGCGUUUUUCCCCGAGUCACCGCAAACGUUGGUGCAUCAGCAAAACUACGCGAAGGCACGUAAAAUAUUGCAGGUGUGGCUCGCGGAAAAGGAGGAAAACGAAAUUAUGAGCAAGAUGCAAAGUUGGUCGAUUGCCGAGCAGCGAGGCGGUGGCGAUGGAGCGUUGCGUGUCAUGUUCAAGAGUCGAUCGUGGGUAGAAACGCUCGUGCCGUUGUUUGGCUUGGUAAUUUUCGAGGCGUUGCUCGGUGUGAUGGCGAUUAUGUUUUACUUGAAGCCAAUUGUUUUUGCGAUAGAUUCUGAUGGUUUUCUGCCCAUUUCCUGCCAAUUAAUCGCCAUUUGUGCGGCAAUGUUACUCGGCAUGCACUUGAAGCCUCUUUUAUGUUGUCACUUAAACGCCAAAUCCCAACUUCUCUUCGGCAUAACGAUAAUUUUCCUGAAUUUCGGCUUGCUCGGCACUUUCUACCACACCACAAACCUCGGAAUUACUGCACUCCGCGACAACUUACCGUACCUUCCAGUUGUUUGUUUCACCGCAAUCGGCAUGACUUACACGUGCAGCAUCACGUCGGGCAUUCAAACGUACCUAAAAACACUCACCUUGCCACAUACGCGUUUCGCGUGUCGCGCUACUUCACACGCCAUCGCCUGGCUGAUUACGGGAAUUCUGUGCGCCGAACUGAGUCAUGUCAUUUGGUACAUUGGCGUUGGCUGGCUCUUUUACAACAUGGCAAUCAUCAGUGUGUUCAUGAUGUGUUUCGUCCUGUUAUUACUGCCACGCUUGAUUAAAGACGUGAUGGUGAUUGAUGUGGCGAGCGACGGCAGCGAAAUAUCGACGUCAGAUGCCGCAUCGGAGCACAGCAAAAUUUCCAAUACCGCCAGCACGAGUACGGAUAUCACGAUGGAAAAUGUGCUUGUUGUUUGAGCUCACGAUACACGUGCCAACAGGUGAUUUUGUUGAUAUAAUUAACACGGAAAAACCGAUCGAUUUGCCAAAAAGUGCAAAAAGGUGACGGGGAAAAAGAUCCGGAAUUCGCGCAGAGUGUGAAUAGUGAACAUCAAUCAAUUAAUUCGCCGCCGUCAAUUCAUCGCUGUUAGGAAUAAUGUAAAUAGCUUACUGUGGAAAUUCAUGUCUCGAGAGCUAACAUAUUUGCGAAAUAUGAAAAUUUGGUAGAUUUGUGCAUUGGGACAACAUUUUAGAAUGUGCAUUGGGGUGAAAUUUGAGAAUAUGCAAUAGGAAAAAAUCUUAGAAUGUGUUUUGGGAAAAUCAUCUGAAAAUGUGCAUUGGGACAAAUUCAUAAAAUAUGCAUUGGGUUGCUAUUUUAAAAUGUACAUUGGGGCGAAAUUUUUAAUUCAUCCCAAUGCACAUUCUAAAAUGUUCCUUAAUGCUCAUUUUUAACUUUAACCCAAUGUACAUUUUAAUUUUGCCCCAAAGCAAAUUUUGAAAUGUUUCCCUAAUACAAAUUUUAAAAUUUUGACCCAAUGCAUAUUCUAUAUUUUGUCCCAAAGCUAAUUUUGAAAUAUUUCCCCAAUGCAUAUUCUAAAAUAUUGUCUCAAUGCACAUUCUUAUAUUUUGACCCAAUUUACAUUUUAAAAUAACAACCCAAUGACUAUUUUAUGAAUUUGUCCCAAUGCACAUUUUCAAAUUCUUUCCUAAAUAAAUUUGUCCCAAUGCAUAUUUUUUUGUUGGUUGAUACCCAAUAUCGCAAAUAUUUUAGCUUAUCAGACAUGAAUUUCUUUACAGUGCAUUAAAGAGAGAAAAACAGAAGAAAAUCGUGAAUUAAAACCAAAGAAUUUUAACCAGAGCUAGUUAAUUUAAUCUUAAAAAAAAACUUUAUAGCA